ACUUUCACUUCUCUGCUGUGGUUAACGGACUGGUGCAAACCUUCAAAAUGGCAGGUAUGAUUGUGAAUCAAAUGUCCUUCAAAGCUGGAAAAAUUCUAACUCUCAAUGGAGUAAUCCCAUCAGGUGCAAAAAAUUUCUGUGUGAAUAUCGGCAUCAACGAGGAGAACGUUGCGUUGCACAUCAACCCUCGUCUGAAUUCCCACGGAGAAACAAAUAAACUGGUUUUGAAUUCAAAGUGUGGAGGAAAGUGGCAAGCAGAGCUCCGUGAAGGAGGUUUUCCUUUCUACCAGGGACAGGCUUUCAAGAUCAUCAUCAUAUUCACCCCGGCAGGGUUUGUGGUGGUAUUGUCUGAUGGCUCCACAAUUCGCUUCCCUAACCGUCUCGGUGCACUGAAAUACAACUUCUUCAGCUUUGUUGGGGAUGUCCGCAUCAAGAGCUUUGAGAUCGUGUAAAAGGAAAAAAGAAAUAAAAAAGAAAGCAUGAGUACAAUAUAUGCAAUGCAGUUUUUGACUUUGUCUUUUUCCUUAUAAGAUAAGAUAAAUUAGUCCUUUAUUGAUCCCCAGAGGGGAAAUUCGGGUUAUACAGCAGCUCAAAAUCAGAUACAUGUUCAGGUCAUCACAACUACCAAGAUUGGCAUGAGUAUUUCCAGUUUUCAUACAUGCAGAGGAGUUUCAAGAGCUGCUGAUGUUGUGAUUAAUUUGCAUGUGGUGUAACAGAUAUUGCUUUAGACUAUCUUUUUAUGUAUUUUUGUAUCUUUCUGUUCUGUAUGCACAUUUAAGAUGUCUGAGAUAUUUGUUGUCAGCGUUAAGUCAAUAACGAGUUGACUCCCUCUGAGUGCUGAUGUUGCUGUCCAUACUAAAAGUAUUCCAAUUUG
Cololabis saira (Pacific saury) is the source of this 874-nucleotide messenger RNA. Its product is annotated as beta-galactoside-binding lectin-like. The coding region runs from base 48 to 452 and encodes 134 amino acids. Lineage: Eukaryota; Metazoa; Chordata; Actinopteri; Beloniformes; Belonidae. The transcript is spliced from 4 exons. Gene Ontology annotation, molecular function: laminin binding; galactoside binding; carbohydrate binding. The record is from RefSeq and is a predicted model, not a curated record.